UUUAUAUUUUUGUUUUCACUCAUGGGACUGGGAAUUGAAUUUUUAGUUUUCAAGGGUUUCAUACUUUAUUUGUUAACCUUACUGGGUUGGUGUUUUGUUUAUGUUGAUUGUGUUCUGCUACUUAGUAUUUAGUUGUCUUUUUAUUUGCUAGUUGUAUUAAGGUUUGAGUCUUAACAAAUGCCCUAAUCCUCAGAACAACAUACAUGGUUGUCACUGGAUGGGCAAUUCUUUUUAUGUCUGGCCCGUUAAAUUCAUUUGGUGAAACCAGGUUUAUACUCUACACAUAUAUAGUUUCCAAAACACAAGGGUUAGAAGAGAUUAUGAGGACAAGUUGACUGGAAAUUUAAGAAGGAUGAGAAGUUCUCUGUAAAGUCCUAUUAUAGUUCUUUGGAUUGUUUCUAGAGAUCAUUUUCCAGUCAAAGAAUUUUGGGGUUCUGGGGCUCCUCCAAAAGGUGGGGUUUUUUUCACUUGGAAGGUGAUAUGGGAAAAAAAAUUGACAUAGAACAACUAAGGAGCAGAGACCAGGCUUUUAGCCAAUCGGUGUUGCCCAUGCAAGAGUGAUGAGGAUUUGGCCAAUCCUAUCCUUUAGUGUGUUAUGGUCAUUGCCUCGUAUAGUGAAAGAGGUGUUGUUAGGAUCGAAAGGGGAUUUUCUUGGGCAAAAAAAAAAUAAAAUCAAAGCAAGGCUUGGAGGUUUGAUCUAUUAUGUUUAGAGGAGCCAAAGAACUUUUGAGCGCUUGAGUAGUCAAUUCAAUUGUUAACGAAUUUUUUGUGCUUUGUUUCAGAUUUUGUGUGGAGCAAGUUAUUCACUGAUGUGAGAUUUUGUGGAUUCAGUUGGCUCACACUAAUGUGUUUUACUUUCCUCUUUCUUGCCAUUUGACAACCUCUAUAUACCUCCUGUGUACUUUACCCAUAUUUUGAUUGGUGUUUUUAACUAAAUUGCUAUUUUGCCUAUUAAAGGAGAAUAUAUGUUAUCCAGGUCCUGGUCAGGUCCAGGUACCAGACCCAAAUCUUUGUGAUUUUAUAGACCCAAGGAACAAGUGGAACCAGAUGGUGCCUUUGUUACCAUCCAAAAUAGUGCUGUGAUCUUCCCUGCUUAAUUGCUGUGAACUAGUGAUUUAUUGCAGAGGUCAAAUACUGUGGAAUAGCAGAAAUGAGAAAUCAGAGAUUCAGGAUUAUCAAUGAGGAAAAGGAUGAGUUGGCAUCUGUUUGUUCAUUGGAUUCCAGCACUAGUUGCUCCCCAUUUGAAUCUGCUUGGCCCACCUCCUUUAUGACCGCUAGUGAACAUUGUAUCACUGUGCAUGCUGUUACAAAGGCUUCUCCUUCUCCUAUAAUCUACUGCACAGAGAAUGCACAUCAUGAUAAACAUAUUUCACAUAUCAAAGUUUCUGAUUCAGAACCUGGACAUUCAAAGUCAUGCAGUGAGACAGCAGUAUCCAAGAAACUGCAAGAUGUACACAUAUCAGCACGGUUGAUGGAGGAUUUUCUUGAACUUGCUAGAGACAACACAAAGAAUGAUGUGGAGACUUGUGGGAUUCUUGGUGCUUUCCUUAAAAUGGGGACCUUCUAUGUAACCACUCUGAUAAUACCCAAGCAGGAAUCAACUUCCAACAGUUGUCAGGCUAUAAAAGAGGAGGAGAUUUUUGCCAUACAAAAUGAACAGUCCCUUUUUCCUGUAGGAUGGAUCCAUACACAUCCUUCUCAGAGUUGUUUCAUGUCAUCAAUUGAUUUGCACACGCAAUACUCAUAUCAGGUGAUGGUGCCUGAGGCUUUUGCCAUUGUCAUGGCUCCAACUGAUACCUCAAGGAGCUAUGGCAUAUUCCGGCUGUCUGACCCAGUUGGAAUGAGUGUUCUGAAAGACUGCCCAGAGGAGGGAUUUCAUCAUCACAAUGAACCAGCAGAUGGGGGUCCCAUUUAUGAGCACUGCUCUAAUAUUUAUAUAAAUUCAAAUCUCAGAUUUGAAAUAUUUGACUUGCGAUGAAGUUAGGUGUGUAUUUAAUGUGCGUGGUUGAGCAUAUUAGUAGGUAUAUAUGAACAAGGACAUCACCUUGGUCUAAUAGUUUUUGUAUAGGGAAAAGAGAAAUGUGUGUAUAUAUAUAUAAAUAGGCUGACACAUUCAACUUCCACAGGGAUGAUGCAAAUCACAUUUGCCUAUAGUUAUAAUAAUGAGGUGGUUGCACCUGUACGUCUAUAUUUUAUGAUUAUUUAAGGC
This is a messenger RNA of Vitis riparia (riverbank grape), 2209 nucleotides long. RefSeq names its product AMSH-like ubiquitin thioesterase 2. The record is from RefSeq and is a predicted model, not a curated record. Gene Ontology annotation, biological process: protein K63-linked deubiquitination. Gene Ontology annotation, molecular function: metal-dependent deubiquitinase activity; protein binding; K63-linked deubiquitinase activity. Gene Ontology annotation, cellular component: membrane; endosome. Lineage: Eukaryota; Viridiplantae; Streptophyta; Magnoliopsida; Vitales; Vitaceae. The coding region runs from base 1151 to 1978 and encodes 275 amino acids. The transcript is spliced from 9 exons.